AUGUUUCUUUUCCUUCUCGUUUUGGUUCCUGUUGCUAUUUCCGGGCUUGAUCCGCAAUGUGUAGAGGAGUUCCACAAAAUGCUUGGCUGCGUAAAGAACAGAACACUGUUCAGCAGAAUUUACGAUCUAGGAUUGGAUGAAGAGUGGAUGGAUCGGAACCUGGCUGAAGAAAUUGGAAAUGCUAUAUCUUGUUCUUCUAUGCCAAUCUGUUUGGUCGCUGAGGAUUUCUAUAGACUCUUACUACAAGAAAAAUGGACGAUUGAUUUUUACCACAGUGAACUGAAAUCUUGUUUGGGAAAUGGAACUCUCAAAGAGAUCAAAAGAAUCUGUAACUCUAUUCCGAGACCUCCAUCAGAUGAUUUGAGUCCUUGUCAAGGAAUCGAGGAUCCAUGUUUCUCCGAAGAACUUGUAAAGCAGAAAACAUGCACAGAUGCACAUCUUCCGGAUUUCAAAGUGUUCAGUUUUGCAUUGCACACAGAGUGUGUUUCCUUACAUGUUCCGUAUUUAGCAGACACAUGGAAAGAAUAUUCUAUUGAUUAUUACAGGUCUUCAUAA
Molecule: messenger RNA, 555 nt
Organism: Caenorhabditis remanei
Lineage: Eukaryota; Metazoa; Nematoda; Chromadorea; Rhabditida; Rhabditidae
Exons: 2
Coding region: 1-555 (184 amino acids)
Source: RefSeq, a predicted model, not a curated record